Molecule: messenger RNA, 1783 nt
Organism: Apaloderma vittatum (bar-tailed trogon)
Lineage: Eukaryota; Metazoa; Chordata; Aves; Trogoniformes; Trogonidae
Gene: SEPTIN11
Product: septin 11
Exons: 9
Coding region: 193-1299 (368 amino acids)
Biological process (GO): cytoskeleton-dependent cytokinesis
Cellular component (GO): microtubule cytoskeleton; cell division site; septin ring
Molecular function (GO): GTPase activity; molecular adaptor activity; GTP binding
Source: RefSeq, a predicted model, not a curated record
CCUCAGAAACAAUCUUUGGGUGCUGCAGCUUUUUUCUUGGCCUCGCAGAAUGAUGACCUUAGGAACUUGUCCCUCUCUGGCCAUGUGGGCUUUGACAGCCUCCCCGAUCAGCUGGUCAACAAGUCGACGUCGCAGGGCUUCUGCUUCAACAUCCUCUGCGUGGGGGAGACGGGCAUCGGCAAAUCAACGUUGAUGGACACUCUGUUCAACACCAAGUUUGAAAGCGAACCUGCGACGCACAACGAGCCCGGCGUGAGAUUGAAAGCCCGGAGUUACGAGCUCCAGGAGAGUAACGUCCGUCUGAAGCUGACUAUCGUCGACACGGUUGGUUUUGGCGAUCAAAUUAACAAAGAUGACAGCUACAAGCCCAUAGUAGAAUAUAUUGAUGCGCAGUUUGAAGCCUACUUGCAAGAAGAGCUAAAGAUCAAACGAUCUCUGUUCAAUUAUCAUGACACCAGAAUUCAUGCCUGCCUGUAUUUCAUUGCACCAACUGGACACUCGCUCAAGUCCCUAGACUUGGUCACCAUGAAGAAGCUCGAUAGUAAGGUGAACAUCAUCCCCAUCAUUGCCAAGGCUGACACCAUUGCGAAAAACGAGUUGCACAAGUUCAAGAGUAAAAUCAUGAGCGAGCUGGUCAGCAACGGUGUCCAGAUCUACCAGUUCCCGACUGAUGAAGAGACAGUGGCUGAGAUAAAUGCCACGAUGAGUGUCCACCUUCCUUUUGCUGUAGUUGGCAGCACUGAAGAAGUGAAGAUCGGCAAUAAGAUGGCAAAAGCCAGGCAGUACCCCUGGGGUGUUGUGCAGGUUGAGAACGAAAAUCACUGUGACUUUGUGAAGCUGCGAGAGAUGCUGAUCCGAGUGAACAUGGAGGAUUUGAGAGAGCAGACGCACACCCGACACUACGAGCUGUACAGGCGCUGCAAACUCGAGGAGAUGGGAUUCAAGGACACAGAUCCAGACAGCAAGCCUUUCAGUCUCCAAGAGACCUAUGAAGCAAAGAGGAACGAAUUCCUGGGCGAACUCCAGAAGAAGGAAGACGAAAUGAGGCAGAUGUUCGUCAUGCGAGUGAAGGAGAAGGAAGCAGAAUUGAAGGAAGCAGAGAAAGAUCUCCAUGAAAAGUUUGACCAUCUAAAGAGGACUCACCAAGAAGAGAAGAAAAAGGUGGAAGACAAAAAGAAGGAACUUGAGGAAGAGCUGAACAACUUCCAAAAGAAGAAGGCAGCAGCUCAGCUAUUACAGUCACAGGCUCAGCAGGCAGGUUCUCAACAAACCAAGAAAGACAAGGACAAGAAAAAGUAAGCGGAUGUCACCCACAUCCUUUGUAGGGUUUAUUACAAUUUGGGAGGUUGUUUUUUGAUUUCUUGCUGCAUGUCUGUAUUUGCUUUUUCCCAUUACCAGACUGGAAACUGGGCUUUUAUCAGCCCAAUCAAAUAAAAUAUUUUUUUCUAAAGGGUGGGCCGGGGACAUGAUCUUAAUUUUUCUCUAGAAGAAUACCUUCAAAUUUUAUGUUGAAGUCUGACUGGUAUGGGAGAGCAAUCGAAUGGUGGAACCUGUGAUCUGUCCAUCAUCUUCUGGAACAGCUCUGGGAUGUUCCGGCCUCACAUUUAUCUGCCUGAGCCAAAAUUAUUAAGGGAGUCUCUACCCGUCCUUUCUUUAUCCCAAGAGCAAUCUCCAGUUCCCAUUCCUUAAGUUUAUAGUUUUAAGUAGUAGAUUAGAAACCAAAACAACCAUGUUACUUUUACAUGGGAAAUGCUAGUGCCAAAAGUCAAGACUUGGAAGCUUG